This is a messenger RNA of Closterium sp. Naga37s-1, 483 nucleotides long. Lineage: Eukaryota; Viridiplantae; Streptophyta; Zygnematophyceae; Desmidiales; Closteriaceae. The record is from the annotation of a GenBank genome assembly.
AUGGCUGCGCACCAUAGCGCCAACAGUGGAGCCGCGGGGAAGAAGGGGUAUGUAAUUGCAAUCAGGCGGCGGAUCACGCUUGAGAAGCUCGCGAACUUCUCCGAGUGUGACGUGCUGGUGCUGGUGGCGUGUGCGGAGGGGGUAAUCCUGGAUUGCAUGGGGCAGGGCAGCAGUGGGAGCGAUCGCAGCAGCGGUGGUAGCAAGGCGUUUUAUGCGCCGAUGGUGACGCCGUUUGAGGCGAUGAUGACGCUGGAGGAAGGGCGGGAGUGGACGGGGAAGUAUCGGAUGCUGCUGGAUGGUAUGUGCGCUGCUGGUGCUCGUGGCAUGUGCAGAGGGGGUGCUGCUGGAUGGCAUGGGGCAGGGCAGCAGUGGUGGUGGGUGGGAGUGGUGGUAGCACCGGUGGUAGCAGGGCGUUUUUGCUGGUUUCCCCCCCCCGUCACUGUGAAAGGAUCACGGGUCGGGGUUCCUGGCACUGUGGUGUGA